Molecule: messenger RNA, 1524 nt
Organism: Klebsormidium nitens
Lineage: Eukaryota; Viridiplantae; Streptophyta; Klebsormidiophyceae; Klebsormidiales; Klebsormidiaceae
Source: the annotation of a GenBank genome assembly
AUGGCGCUUCAUGCUGCGGCUUUCCAGCAGGUGGCGGCCACCAUCCCUGGCGCGCCCCUCAGCCGGGCGCCCUCCUCCUCCCGGCAGCACUGCCCCUCUUCCCUCUUUGACAAGCUGCUGGAGCGCCCCUUUGCGGGGGCGCUGUUGCCGGCCCCCUAUGCCCCCUGGCCCAGUGCUGCACCCGGCGGCCCUCGCUGGGUGCCUGCAGCGGUGGUGUGUGCCGCGGCGGCCGCAGCGGGGCCCUCCGCGGCAGCGGUGGCGGCGGUGUCUCCGGCCGCCAGCCUGGCGCAGGGCCAGCUGCAGAGCCAGAUCAAACGCCACACUGUGAGCGUGUUUGUUGCGGACGAGAGCGGAAUGAUCAACCGCGUGGCGGGCGUGUUUGCGCGGCGCGGCUACAACAUUGAGUCGCUGGCUGUGGGCCUCAAUGCGGACAAGGCGCUCUUCACCAUCUCCGUGUCCGGUACCGACUGCGUCCUGCAGCAGGUCAUGAAGCAGCUCUACAAGCUCGUCAACGUGCGCAAGGUGGAGGACCUGUCGCUGGCGCGCCGCGUGGAGCGCGAGCUCAUGCUGCUCAAGCUCAACGUCACCCCCGCCUCCUGGACUGAGAUCAUCCAGCUGUGCGAGAUCUUCCGCGCCAAGGUGGUGGACGUGGCCGACACGUCGCUGACCAUUGAGAUCACGGGGGACCCCGGCAAGAUGGUCGCCUUCCAGAACCGCAUGGCACGCUACGGGAUCAAGCAGCUCGCGCGUACCGGCAAGAUUGCGCUGCGGCGUGAGCGCGGGUCGGAUGCGAGCGCAGUGACGGACGUGGAGGCGGAGGUCAGCCCCGCACCCACCGCGCAGGAGGGGCCCGUCAAGCCGGAGCUGGACGAUAUCGCAGCGGCCAGCCCGGGGCUUGAGGGCGACGUGUACAGCCUUGACGCGGACAGCAUUGGCGUGUGGGACUGGAAGAUCACGGAGGAAGAGGACGACCUGGCCGGCACCGGCCUGCGCGCGCACACGCUCAGCCUGCUCGUCGACGACUCUCCCGGCGUGCUCAACCGCGUCACCGGAGUCAUUGCCCGCCGCGGCUACAACAUCCAGAGCCUGGCGGUGGGCCCCGCAGAGACGGCGGGCAUCAGCCGCAUCACGACGGUCAUCCCGGGCACGGACGCGUCCAUCCAGAAGCUGCUCAAGCAGCUCUACAAGCUCAUCGACGUUGCUGAGGUGGUGGACCUGUCGCACGUGCCCUUCUGCCAGCGCGAGGUGGCGCUCAUCAAGGUGGCUGCGGGCCCGUCCGACCGCCGCGCCUGCAUCGACAUCGCCGGCAUCUUCCGCGCCAAGAUCGUGGACACCUCCCCCACCUCCAUCACACUCGAGGUGACGGGCGACCUGGAGAAGAUCGCGGCCGUCCAGCGGCUGCUCGAGCCAUUCGGCAUCAUGGAGGUGGCGCGCACGGGGCGGGUGGCUCUGGUGCGCGACUCCGGGGUGGACACGCGGUACCUGGAGGGACAGAUUCAGCCACGACCAUUCGGGAUGGUCUAA